Molecule: messenger RNA, 2279 nt
Organism: Tripterygium wilfordii
Lineage: Eukaryota; Viridiplantae; Streptophyta; Magnoliopsida; Celastrales; Celastraceae
Product: heavy metal-associated isoprenylated plant protein 32
Exons: 3
Coding region: 420-1886 (488 amino acids)
Molecular function (GO): metal ion binding
Source: RefSeq, a predicted model, not a curated record
GAAGCUUUGCAUCAUCCAUCCCCUCAAAUCUCAAUUACCAGUCUCUCAUUCUCUUUCUCUGUAUUCUCUCUCACAACCUGAAAUAGAGGAAGCAGAGGUUACAGAGGAAGUUAAAUGUGCAACCACCUCCUCUGAAAAUCUUUCGGUUUCUCUAUCUUUUUCUUUCUUUCUUGAAGACUGAGACUUGGUGUUUAGUGUCUCAACUUUCUCUGUUCAGAGACUCUCUCAGACCCACCUGUUUUCUCUCAUUUUACGGGUGUGUUUGUGUGCUUGGAAAAGACUGGAACUGGAAGAAAGAAACAGAGGACAACAACCCAUUUUGUGGAGUUCCCCAUAAUUUGUCUUCUCAGAUCUAUUGUUUACUCUUUUUCUCUGCCUGCCAUUGGAGUCUUGCAUUUGUUCCAUUUCAAGUGGUAGAUAUGAGUAAAGAAGAAAUUUUGAAGAUCCAGACUUGUGUUCUGAAAGUGAACAUACACUGUGAUGGGUGUAAACAGAAAGUCAAGAAAAUCUUGCAGAAAAUCGAUGGAGUUUACACCACCAAAAUUGAUUCAGAGCAAGGAAAGGUCACAGUCUCAGGGAAUGUAGACCCAGCUGUACUCAUCAAGAAGCUCUCAAAAUCAGGGAAGCACGCAGAGCUAUGGGGUGCCCCAAAGGCAAAUAACAACCAGAACAACCUUCCCAACCAGUUGAAGAACAUGCAAAUGGACAAUGGCAAAGGAGGAGGUGGCAACAACAACAAAGGUGGCCAAAAGGGCGGAAACAACAACCAGCAGCAGCCCAAAGGAGGCCAAUUAACCCCACAAAUGCUGCAACAGCUUCAACAAAUGAAAGGGUUCCAAGAUCCGAAGCAGCCAUCAUUGAAGGACUUGCAGAAAUUGCCAGUACCAAAUCAGAACAGUAACAGCCAGAAGGCUGUGAAGUUCAACCUGCCUGAGGAAGAUGAAACUGAUGAUGAAUACGAUGACGACGAUUAUGAUGAUGACGAUUUUGAAGAUGACGAGUUUGAUGAUGAAAUGGAUGAUCCUCACCGUCCGGUACUGAGCAAACCAAACCCCAUGAUGAUGGGUAAAAACGGUCCUCUAGAUCCAAAUAUGAUGAUGAUGAUGAAUGGGAAUAACGCCCAGCUCAUGAAGGCUGCCGCUGCCGCUGCUGCAAAUGGUGGUGGUGGGGGUGGUAAUGGUGGCAAGAAAGGUGGUGGUGUGCCUGUUCAGGUAAAUAUGGGUGGAGGUGAGGGCAAAAAUGGAAAUGGGGGUAAAAAGGGAGGGGGUGGAGGUAAUAACAAUAACAACCAAAAUCAAGGAGGCAAAAAUGGCGGUGGGAUGCCCCAAAAUGGGAACAAGGGUGGUGGGGCUAAUAAUAAGGGUGGCAAUAACGGUGGUGGUGGUGGUGGUGCUAAUGUCAACAUGAAUGGUAACGGCGGGGGUAAAAAGGUUAAUGGAGGCGGCAGCGGCGGUGGAAUGGAAGAUGGGUUCCGAGCUAUGGGUGGGCCCCAGUUGGGUAACAUGAACAUUCCCAUGGGUCAAAUGGGUGGUGGCAUUCCCAUGGGUCAAAUGGGUGGUGGCAUACCAGCUGUGCAAGGACUGCCUAUGAAUGGCGGUGGUGGCGGCGCUCCUGGUGGUUAUUUUCAAGGAGCCCGGCCAGAUCUCAUGCCCGGCAACCCGUACCAGCAGCAGCAGCAACAGCAGCAAUAUAUGGCUAUGAUGAAUCAACAACGAGCAAUGGGUAACAACGAGAGGCUCCAAGCCAUGAUGUAUGCCCGACCCCCACCUGGUGUCAACUACAUGCCACCACCAUACCCACCCUAUCCAUACCCAUACCCGCCCCCACAUUCGGACCCAUACAACUACUUCAGUGAUGAAAACCCAUCAAGUUGCAAUGUGAUGUGAAGCAUGUUUGAUACUGGGUUUGGGGGUCUGAAGUCCUGCGAAGAGCUUGCUUUGAUGGUCAUCAAAAUACAUGGAAUUGGGUUUCAAUUUAGUUUAAACCUUCUCUUUAAUUUUAAUUAUGCUUCAAAUCCCAAGUUACAUUAGGGUUUUUAAUUAUCAAAAUAGGGGAGUAUUUAUAGAAUGAUUAAAGGUUAUCAAGUGGAGGGGAGGAUGAAGAGGGAGUUCAAGAAGAACAAGAAGCUUGGGGUUUAGUCAGUCGGUGGUGGUGAACUGGUGGGCUUGUUUUGUUGUUUUUUUUUCCUCUGUUUUUGAGAAUGUUUAUAUGUGUUUAUAUAUGUUGCAAAACAAGAAUAAGAUAAGAAAAAUAGAGAAUGGGUUUUGAAAAAAAAAGAA